Molecule: messenger RNA, 1008 nt
Organism: Poecilia reticulata (guppy)
Lineage: Eukaryota; Metazoa; Chordata; Actinopteri; Cyprinodontiformes; Poeciliidae
Source: RefSeq, a predicted model, not a curated record
AUGGUCACAAAGCCCAGAGCUCCAGCCGCAUUCAGGAUCGUCCUGCUGGGGGAAAGUCGGAACGGGAAGAGCAGCCUGGCCAACACCAUUUUUGGAGAAGCCAUAUUCUUCGUAAAAAAUUUUAACGACAUGAAUUCCUUUGCUACCAAAGCACAAACAAAACUUGUCAACGGAAAAAACUUUACUUUGAUCGAUACUCCUGGGCUGUUCGACUCAGGCAGGUCUCUGGAGGCCGUGAAACCCGAGUUACUGAGGUGCAUCGUAGAGUGCGCUCCCGGGCCUCACGUUUUUCUGAUCGUUCUCAAAGUGGAGAAGUACACCGAGCAGGAGGAAGACGUCAUCGCUAACAUACGGCGAUACUUCUCCGAUGACGCCCUGAAGUACGCAGCGGUGGUCUUCACCCACGGUGACCAGCUGCCUGAGGGGAUGGAAAUCAAACAGUAUGCUGAUCAGAGUGACGGUCUGAGGGAACUGGUGGAGAAGUGUGGCGGUCGCUGCCAUGUUUUUGAUAACAGGUACUGGAAGAACAACCAGGAAGACAAUUAUAGAACCAACAAGUUCCAGGUGGCCGAGCUGCUCAACACCAUAGAUAAGAUGUUGAUGGAGAACAGAGGAGGGUUCUACAGAAGUAAAACACUCAAUGACAUUGAGAGAGAAAUGCAAGAGGAGAUAAAGCUUUUAAAACUGUCAGCAGAGAACAUGUCAGAGGAUGAAAUGAGACAGCAGGUAAAAAGUGUCGUCCUAAAAAAACAGUUGAAGAAAACCUUUUGGAAAAAGGUCUCAGUUGGCGCAGCUGGUGUUGGUCUUGGUGUUGGAUUACUUGCUUUGUUGAUCAUCUCUGGAUUAAACUCAACAUCAAACGUAGCAGAGGAAUCAGCUGUGGAAGCAGCUCAAACCGUUUUACAUCAGAAAGCUGAGCAGGCAAUACCAAACACAUUUGAAGCCAUUUGUGACUAUCUUAAUGCAUUAUUUGAACGAACGUACAAUCCUUUCUGUCCAUUUGACUAA